Messenger RNA from Syzygium oleosum, 1172 nucleotides. RefSeq names its product ras-related protein RABA1c. The transcript is spliced from 2 exons. Lineage: Eukaryota; Viridiplantae; Streptophyta; Magnoliopsida; Myrtales; Myrtaceae. The record is from RefSeq and is a predicted model, not a curated record. Gene Ontology annotation, molecular function: GTPase activity; GTP binding. Gene Ontology annotation, cellular component: endosome. Bases 154 to 810 code for a protein of 218 amino acids.
ACACACGCUUACGCUUUGAUUAGACCAAAGGCUCUUGUUCCUUAACGGGGAAAGAACAGAGUACGUCGUGCAACUUGCCGUGUUGCUCUCGAAAACGCCCUUCUGUCUCUCUUCUCUCUCUCUCUCUCUCUCUCUCUCUUGGGUUUGAGCAAGAUGGCAGGGUACAGAGCAGAGGAUGACUACGACUACCUCUUCAAGGUUGUUCUGAUUGGCGACUCUGGCGUGGGCAAGUCCAACCUGCUCUCCAGAUUCACCAGGAACGAGUUCAGCCUCGAGUCGAAGUCCACCAUUGGUGUCGAGUUCGCCACCCGGAGCUUGAACGUCGAUGGCAAGGUCAUCAAGGCCCAGAUUUGGGACACCGCCGGUCAAGAAAGGUACCGUGCCAUCACAAGCGCUUAUUACCGGGGAGCUGUAGGCGCAUUACUUGUGUACGACGUUACUCGUCACUCCACAUUUGAAAAUGUGGAGAGAUGGUUGAGGGAGUUGAGGGAUCACACGGACCCCAACAUUGUGGUCAUGCUCGUCGGUAACAAAUCUGAUCUCCGGCACCUCCUGGCAGUCUCAACAGAGGACGGGAAAUCAUUUGCAGAGAGAGAGGCCCUCUUCUUCAUGGAAACUUCCGCGCUCGAGGCGACCAAUGUGGAGAAUGCUUUCGCCGAAGUCUUGACUCAGAUCUACAACAUUGUGAGCAAGAAGGCCUUGGAAACAAGUGAGCAAGCGAACGGCUCGGCUGUGCCGUCUAAGGGAGAGAAGAUCGAUGUCGGUAAGGAUGUGUCGGCUAUCAAGAGAGGUGGAUGCUGCUCAAGCUAGUCAGAUUCUUGGAACGUUCGAGAGUUUUGGAUUACUGGGCAGUCGCCGUUUUCUUGUCAUCAUAUUUUGCCAUAUAUAUUGCGUGAAAUAUUUUUCAGCGCGAUGCCGGCCGAUCCGGUCUAGAUUGCAGGUACGAAUUUGUAUCAUUUAUGUCAGCGAUUUGUUGUGAUGGGUACAGAGCUUAAUUUAGGAACUGCUUGUUAAUUUUACAUCUAUUGGUUCAUUACUAUGUCGUCUUCUUUGUUUUUUGGACUCAACAUAUUAGGUGCUUGAUGCUAGCACGCACACAUUGUAUUAUUGCCUGACGGAAUCUGUACGUUGAAGGAAUUGUAUUGUAUGCAUUGAGUUUCUUCUCUCUUUCA